Spirodela intermedia is the source of this 6879-nucleotide messenger RNA. NCBI's taxonomy places the organism in Eukaryota, Viridiplantae, Streptophyta, Magnoliopsida, Alismatales, Araceae. The record is from the annotation of a GenBank genome assembly.
AUGGCGUCCUCUCCGACGGUGAUAAAAGACUUUGAGGACUUCGCGAGAGUCCAUGCCAUGCUCCUGGCGGCCACUAGCUUGCCUCCGUCUCUCCACGAGCAGCUGUUCCGCAAGCUCUCCUCCGAGACCUUCGACGCUGGGAGUUACUUCGCCGUGGAGACAUGCGAGGAUGGACGGCAGCGUCGCCUCGUCCUUGCCUCAGAAUACAUGCCGAAGGAAUCUUGCGUUUUCCUCGUCGACCACGCAUGGACCUUCCGUCUGCCCUACGCCCUCAAGCAGGUCAGCGAACGGCGUGGAAGAGCUACGAGCGGGGUUUCUAUGUCUGUCUCGUUCCGUAAUGUAUCAUUUUUCUCUCGCAGCUGAAGGAAGUUCCGGGGUUGGCCGAGAGGAUGGCGUCUCUGAUGUGCGUGGACGGCGACGGAAGUCCUGCGUCUGCGGCCGACGAGGACGGGUCGCCUUUGGAAUCAGUUGGGAGUCUCGAGACUGGGGCUAGAGGCGGUGUUGUUGACAUACUGGAUAGAGAAAUGGAGAAGGCUAGGAAAAGAGGGAGUGCUUCUGGGGUUUGGUUGGAGCUCGAAGAGCUUGGUAUUGACGACGAGAUGUUGUGCUCCAUGAACUUGUGCGAUAGAUUCCCGGUAAAAUAUCCCUAUUGGUUGCUUUGAUUCUCGGCUAUCUGUUUGCAUUUGGUCUGUUGUAAAUAAUGCCUCACGCGGCUGCGAGCAAAUUAACAUUACUAAAAGGAAAAUUUCGGCAAGUGUAAAAACCUCUGUUAUUGCAGGCAUCGAGCAAGGUAGCGAAACAAUCUGCACCGAUGAAUUUCGAAAGUUUUAUUGUUUCUUCCUAUGGAUAUAUCUUGUGUUUUUGAAUUCUUUUCAGUACGAGACUAUGAAUCAAACGUUGUCGCUGUGCCAUCCAUUUUCAUGUUUUUUUUAAUGCAGUAGUUUGUCAUUAUUUUACAGACUUAUGUGAUCGGAAAACAAUUAUUCUUGAUCUCUAUCUUGUUCUUGACCAUACUGUUGACUUUGUGGUUGCAUCAGAAUUUGGUCGCCCUCAAUCUUUGGGGGAAUAAACUCCAAGAUGCAGAAACUGUUGUGCAAGAAGUGGGGAGAUGCCGAAAUCUUAGAGCUCUUUGGUUGAACGAAAAUCCAGUCUUAGAGAACAGGUUUGACCUGCUACUGUUUUUGCCUUUGUUUUUUCCAGAUACAGAAGUGACUAUGUUUCCUGCCCUCUCAUUAUUCCUGGAACCGAUUUAUGCUAAGAUUUACUCCAUGUACUAUUUUUCUAACGGCACUUUGAUCGCUAAAUCCAUCUUUCUUGAACUAUUAUGAUUUUACUCUAUUUCAUUGAGCUCACCACAUGAAACGAUAAGGUAGCAUAUUAGUGCUUGUUUGAAUGCAGCCAAGUAGGCAGACUUGGAAGUCUGACGAGGUGUUGUAUUCUGGAAAAAAGAAAAAAAAUCAAAAUAUUGUUUUUUUUUGUGUGGAAAAAACUGAAAAACAACCAAUGUCAUGGUGUCAUUCAUUGAGAACGAUUUUUAUGAGUCAAAGGGAGCUUUGUGUCCGUGUUGACUAUACCCUGUUAUAAACUGAAGAUUGUUUUAACAAAGCCACGACUUCUCUUUUUUUUUUUAUUACUUCUAUGGCUCUUCAGUCUUUCCUCAGAAUUUGACACCUUGUUUCUUCGUGCAGUAGUCAUGUUGCAGACACACUUUUGGAACUUAUACCUGGUUUGGAAAUCUAUAAUUCCGCUUUCACUAGUAAUUAUGGUGAAUGGGCUUUGGGUUUUUGCGGAGGGGUGUAUGAUAUGGAUAACCCAGAUAAUGUAUCACAUGCAACUCGUCCUUUGGAGACCAUUACGUCACUCGAUCUGUCAGACAGAUGUAUCAGGAAGUUAUCCAAUAAGGUGAUAUACCUUGUUGCUUAAAGGUUUAUGCAUUUCUAGAACAUUAGUUUCCGUUUGGAUAUGUCCCUGGAUUGCUGUUUCUUAUUCGGCUCUUUUCAAAAAAUGACUACAUAUGGCACGAAAGAUACAUUUUUUUUAUCUUCAGCGUUCAAAUCAAGUCUACAUUUUCUGGUUUCUGCUUGCACGGCGUGUGCUUAUUUUACACUUAAUUAAAACUAAUUUAAACUAGGCUUGCAUUUUAUUGCAGUAUAUUAUGGUGCAUUUACUUUUUCCCUUUAUAGUAGCAGGUCUUCUCGGGUUCUGCAAUGCCAUCUCUUUCACAUCUGAAUCUACGAGGAAACCCUUUAGAUCAGGAUUCUACUGGUGAUCUCAUAAAGUGUCUUCAAGGCUUUACUUGCCUGAAACUUCUGGAGGUAAUCUGUUGGGAAAGCAUUCAUUACUUAUGUGCGAUUAGUUGAGUUAUCACUGAUUAUUUUGUCUUGCAGAUUGAUAUUCCCGGCUCUCUUGGCUGUAGUGCAAUAAAAAUUAUUGAAGCGCUUCCCAGUCUCUCUUCUCUGAAUGGUGUGAGUACAAUGGAUAUUCUAGAAAGUGGAAAACAUGUGAUUGAUUCUGCACUUCAGCCCCGCCUACCUGAAUGGGCGUCUUCUGAUUCCCUGGCUGAUCGGAUAAUCUCUGCGAUGUGGUUAUACUUAAUGACUUACAGACUUGCUGAUGAGGAAAAAAUUGAUGAAACUCCUGUAUGGUAUGGAAACGCCACACCUACUUUAAUUUUUUACCUUUAAAUGCAAUGUGAUUCAUCACUCAAUAAUUCCUUUGAACCCUAAAAAAGUUAGAUUCUGUUGUUCUUUAUUUUAUGUCCAUGUUGUGGAACAUAGGGCUUGUCCUUGAUGCACCUCGCAUGUAGAAAACUCUUUGAGCAUAUGGUAUUCAGAGUAUGGAGGCUUGAAUGCGUAAUAGUUCUCUCGGUCGACCUUUCUAUGAUUGUUCAAGGAACUCACAUUCUAUCUCUAUUUUUUCUCUUGAUACUGCGUUUUGACGUGGUAUUGAACCCUUAACAAGUACUACUCUCUUAGAUGGAUAAUAGUUGUUUGUAUUAGCUUUUAUUUAUUACUGUCAGAUUAGGGUUUGUUGAAGAGCCCAACAACGAUCUGUUGUGCAUCCGUUCAAAUUUCAGUGAACAAUUUAUGUUGGCUUCUCUGUUGACUUGUGAUGAUACCAGUUAGUUUAGAUCAAUCUGAUGCGAUAUUGUUAUGUCAUCUAUGUUGAACCGAUAACAGUUCUCUCUAGUCAUCAGUCUGAUUGUGUCUCAGGUAUGUAAUGGACGAACUGGGCUCAGCAUUGAGGCAUAGUGACAAGGCAAACUUUAGAGUGACUCCGUUCUUAUACUUGCCAAAUGGAAAGCUCGGGUCGGCUAUAAGGUUCUCUCUUUUCUUAAGUAGCAUGGUUAUUUGUUAUAAGUUUUGUAUGGUUAUUCGUUUUAAUCAUCUUUCUUCAGACACCACGUUUGAUUUUUCGUACAUAUGCUCAGGCGUUGGUUCAUUCUUAGAACUCCUCGCUGAUUAUACUCGAAUUACAAAAAUCUUAUCCAGUGUCAGCUUUUCAGCGAUAAAAUCUAAUCACGCCGAGUUCAUUGAAAAUUCUACUGUAUCAUGUAAAUCCUAUGUUUCUGUUGAUAUCGUUGUGCCGAACAAGACUCCUUACGUGGAGUUACUGAAGUGCAUGUUGAUAGAAUACGGUUUUAUGAGCUCAGAAACGACCACAUCUGAUAAACUAAAGGAAUGACAGAUUCAGAAAUGUUUGAUUCACUUAGAAAAGCUGUAUGAGACUGUGUCCACUCCCAUUUAUGUACAUUUAAACUAACCAAACUUCUUCCAUACAUGCUCUUUCUCCUUCAUUAUUUUCUUCAGGUCAAAUCUACAUUCACAUUCCUUGAUUGAUAUUAAUGGACGUGCAAUGUACAUCUUCCUUGUAUGCUUUUCCUAAGUGUUCAUAAUGGCAAAUUCUUUUUAGUAAAAAUGGAGAAAUGAGAUACUUUUUGCCAUCCAUAUUAUUGUAUGAUGGAGUCUUCACAGUCAGUAACACAGUAGUAACUAACUAGUCAAUUAUUUCUCUUUCUGAUUGACUGCCUUUUGAAGCCGUUGUCGCAUGUCAACGGAAGCAAUUUGCCUUUUAAAGGAAUCAUUUCAUUUCAGUUUUUCAGUUCUGUGGCCGACCCGGGACGUGGUCAAAGGGGAGGAGUGCACCCGUGAUUUCCUGUUUGGGAUUGGAGAGGAUAAGCAACGUUCCGCCAGGCUUACCGCUUGGUUUCACACACCGGAGAAUUAUUUUAUUCAGGUCCUAUUUCUUAACUGCGUUGCAGAUUAUUAAAUUCGUUUAAAUGUUAGUGAUAUUUUAUUACUCCUCCAUAGGAAUUCAAGCGAUACAGUGAACAACUCCUAUCAAGAAGACUACCAUCUCCUCCUCUGGAGGCACCAACGACUACAAGUGUUCUUCCUGUUGAUGGGCAUCCACUAUGCGUUUACACAGAUAUUCCCCAAGUAGAAGAAUACCUGACUCGCCCAGAGUUUGUUCUCAGUGAGUCAUUUGCGCAUUUUUCUGCUGUUGGUUUCUUUGACUUUUGGUAAACUAGAUCAUAGAUAAUUAUGUACGCGACUAACGUAGCUGUUAGUUUGGUAAUCUAUUAAUUCGGCUCCGUUUAAGAGCUUUAAGAAAGGUUCGCAUCGAUCGGAAUGCUGAGAGAUGAACCUGCGAAUGAAUUAAAGUCUGCCAAUGAGACCGCGCUGUUCUUUGAGAUUCUUUGGCACCCAUCAUCUCUUUUGUAAGAAAGUCAGCGAUGUAUCCCAUUUGCAGCAACCGAUCCUAAAGAUGCUGAAAUUAUAUGGACAAGCCUUCAAGUGGAUGAAGAAGUGAAGAACGUGCUCGGACUAAGUCAACGCCAUUAUGUCAAUCAAUUCCCCUUCGAAGCUUGCCUGGUCAUGAAACACCACUUGGCGGAGACCAUCCAUAAGGUUUUCUCUCCCUUUGGUCCAAAUGUGCUCCGGUGAUCUUAUGAUGCAUGCCUACUACCUGGCCUCAUUUCUUACAUGCUUGAAUCGGUGCAUCAUUAGAUUUUGGAUCUGAAACCUGAAAGCCAGGUAAUAUCAGAUUUGCUGGAUCAUACGAGCUAAAAUCAAUUGCAUUAUUCGUUUUAUUCAAAUUUAUUUUCCAUGUUGACAUAAUAGGAAAAUUAUGGCUCAUCUUUUUAAAAUAUUUUUAUUUUUGCCUUUUUUUUUCAAAAAUUUAUGUGCAAUGGCUUGCGCCAAUUUUCACCGGAUAAAGUUAUGGAUUUGUGUAUUUAUGGGAUCCGAUAUUUUUCACGAUAAAAACCGGAAAAUAGUUUUCGCUAUUUAUUUUUAUUGGAGCCAAACCUGGCAAGUGAUUUUUUUUUAUCCAGUAGAAAUUAAAUAAGAGCAGAGCACCUUUAUGGGGUAUUAUUUCCGUUCAUUACUCAUACACACGUUGACUAGCUGAAGGAUGUCUGAAACUCUACCAGGCCCAAGGCUCUCCUGAUUGGCUGCAGCCCACGUAUGACCUGGAAAGUCAACUGAGCGAACUCAUCGGAGAUUACUGCCUGCGAAGGAGAGACGGCUCGGAUAAUCUGUGGAUCUUGAAGCCGUGGAACAUGGCGAGAACCAUCGAUACCACUGUGACUGGGGACUUGGCGGCUAUCAUAAGGCUCAUGGAGACCGGGCCGAAGAUCUGCCAGAAGUACAUCGAACGGCCCGCGUUGUUCCAGCAGAAGAAGUUCGAUCUGCGCUACAUCGUCCUGGUUCGCAGCAUGAACCCCGUGGAGAUUUUCCUCUCGGAUGUCUUCUGGGUACACUCUCUUCUCCCUUUUAUUUUAUUUUAUAUUUUUAAAAAUGGAAAAUACAAUAAUUAUUGUCUGACCCUAUUGGUGCAGGUGAGACUGGCGAAUAAUGAGUACACUCUCGACAAGAGCAGCCUCUUCGAGUACGAGACCCACUUCACUGUUAUGGUAAGGAGCGCGUGUGUUUUCUAUUUCUGGGCAUCGCUUAGAGGCAGUGUGGUUUGGAAAGUCUUCAUAUUUUUGAAGAAUCUAGAGAGAACCGCAAUGGGUAGCCUCUCUUUCCUCUGUUAUCUCGCUUGUUUCUAUUACUAUGUGGAAUUUAUAUUCUUCAAGAGAGAGAGAGAGAGAGAGAGAGAGAGAGAGAGAGAGACCCAAGACUGGAAAGAAAGAAAAAACCACUAUUUCCACCCGUACUUUGGUUUUAUAAUCUGUGGUUUUGUCAUUUCAGAACUAUAUCGGGCGACUGAAUCACAUGAACACCGCUGACUUCGUGAGGGAGUUCGAGAAAGAGCAUCAAGGUUAUGCCCCCUCAUCUCCAGUUCCUCUGUCCAGAUAUUAUCUCAACUCUUAUUUCUACUAUUAGUAAUAUUACUAAUAUUAAUGCCGACCACUCGAAGAGUUUCUGAUAUUAUUAUUAUUAUUAUUAUUAUUAUUGAUGCGUGUCUUCUGUGUGUGAUUGAUUGAUUCCACAGUGGAGUGGUCGGAUAUCCAUGAGAGAAUCAGGAAGAUGAUCCGGAGCGUGUUUGACUCGGCGGCGGCUGUUCAUCCGGAGAUGCACAGUUCUUCGGCCAGGGCCAUGUAUGGAGUUGACGUGAUGAUCGACUCCGCCUUCAACCCUAAACUCUUGGAGGUAUUCCCACGGCCCUUGCCGCCACUUCAACCAUGCCCGUUGACCUUUCUCAUAACUCAUUCUCGUAAUGGAAAGCUAUCUCUGGAAAGCCAACCGAUCAAUCUCAUUCUGGAGCUCCUUUCCCGGUCAGGUGACCUACUGCCCGGACUGCCACCGGGCCUGCCAGUACGACAUGGAGGCAGUUGUGGGGGGCUGUGGGGAUCUCAGGGGCUCCGACUUCUUCAACACGGUCUUCGGCUGCCUCUUCCUUGGCGAUCUCAGCCACGUGUCGCCCCUGUGA